AUGUCGGGAUUCGAGGAAAAGAACGUGGUCGUUAGCACCAGCGACGCCAUGCCAGAGAAGUCGAAUGGCAAAGUCCUCACGAUCAAUCGACCAUCCCCAAGCAGACAAACCUCUGCUCAACAACUAUCCACAAUCCACGAUGUCGACUCGACGCAUUCCCUUACCCCUCCCGGCACAGCCACCAAUGAGAAGACAAUCGAGACAACCUACACAAACGCAUUGACAGACCGCGACAUGUACAACACGGAUCUCGAAGCACAGGGCUUGACGGAACAGAAGACGCAAGUAUCUGUAUCGAAAACGGGUCUCCUCACCACCGCGUGCAGCAAGGUGGAUUCUGCGUGGCCUGGACGGACCCAUAUGAAGCAACAGAGGAAGGCUGCGAAGCUUCAGCGUUCUCGUUGUGGAUGCUGGGCUGGCCUGAAGAAGACGUACAAGGCCAUGAUCAUCGCUGCUAUCGUUCUCGCGAUCUUGGGCAUUGCUCUCGGAAUCGGCUUCGGAAUAUCGCAGAAGGUCGGAGGCACUAUCAAUGAUGGUAGCGGUGACCAUAAGGCUGUGCCCGGCAAGUGA
Messenger RNA from Cadophora gregata, 570 nucleotides. RefSeq lists its product as uncharacterized. The record is from RefSeq and is a predicted model, not a curated record. The transcript has a single exon. Lineage: Eukaryota; Fungi; Ascomycota; Leotiomycetes; Helotiales; Ploettnerulaceae. The coding region runs from base 1 to 570 and encodes 189 amino acids.